Molecule: messenger RNA, 596 nt
Organism: Arabidopsis lyrata subsp. lyrata
Lineage: Eukaryota; Viridiplantae; Streptophyta; Magnoliopsida; Brassicales; Brassicaceae
Exons: 2
Coding region: 111-533 (140 amino acids)
Source: RefSeq, a predicted model, not a curated record
AUCGAUUUCACUCGACUUCUCUAAUAGAGAACAAAAAAAAUCUGCAACUCAUCUCACUAGAGAUCUCUCGAUCUAAGUCGGUUUCUAUCGAUCUCGAACAGUUUCAGAAAAUGGCAAAGACAAGAGGAGGAGGUCAAGUUGGUGCUCGUCAUAGUAGGCGUAAUCAAGGCUUGGAGGUAGAAGAUGUUGCUCCUGCAACAACACUAAAGGUUAAUAAGAAGGUGAAUAAGAAGAAAACAGCAAAUAAAGUGGCUCGGAGAAGAAGUAGUACUAGAGCCAAGAAAGUGGCUACUGUAGAUGAUGAGGUAGAAGAUGUUACACCGAAAGUGGCUGCUGUAGAUGAUGAGGUAGAAGAUGUAACACCAGAAGCUGUGGAAGAAGAAAAGGGUAACGACAAAGAUAUAACACCGGAGGCUGAUCAGACUGAGAAAGCAAUGUCUGAAGAUGAGAAUGAAGGAGAAGCUUGUUUGACUAGACAGGGCCAGGAGGAGGAUAAAGAAGAAGAAGCUUGUUUGACUGGACAGGACCAGUAGGAGUAUCAUCAAGAAGAAGCUGCCACUAUGGAAGUAGCUGCGAAUAAUGAAGAAGUUGCCAAU